UUAAGCUAAUCUGUAAUCUCCACGUUCGCCAAUCAGCACGUCUGAUUCCACUAGCUAGUUUUUAACGGAUCCGUCCACCUUUUUCUUCCUUGUCCUGUCUGAGCUCUGUAAAGUAACAGACUCUGCUCUCUCGCUCCCCCUCACACUCAUCUCUGCUUCCAUUAACGCCUUGGAGUUUUACACCUCAUAAGAUUCUUCAGGGCCUGUGAUUUGAUUUAGAUUGUCAAGAAUGUCUAUGCCAUAUGAGGAAGUGACUCAGAAUGGGAGUCUGAAGGACUCUGCAAAUGGUAUGGCAGAAUUGGAAGAGUUUGAUUUUUCUACAUUACCAGAUAAGCCAAGGAACUUGAACAUUGAGAGACAGAGCUCCUUUGAUGAGAGGUCAUUGACUUCUCCUAUUCCCCCCUUUGGAUCGGACGUCUUUCAUCGUUUCUCAGACCACUUUGAUGCUGCACUUUCACCCAAAAGGUCUGGCUUCACAACUCCAAGGUCACCCCUAGGGGAGCCACAUCCAAUGGUUUCUGAGGCUUGGGAGAGUCUGAGACAAUCCUUGGUGUAUUUCCGUGGGCAGCCUGUUGGGACAAUUGCUGCAUUGGAUAGCUCUGAUGAGAAGCUUAACUAUGAUCAGGUGUUUGUGAGAGACUUUGUCCCCAGUGCAUUGGCUUUUCUUAUGAAUGGGGAACCAGAAAUUGUAAGAAACUUUAUCUUGAAGACUCUGCGCCUUCAAUCAUGGGAGAAGAAGAUAGAUCGAUUCCAACUGGCAGAGGGUGUAAUGCCUGCUAGUUUUAAAGUACUCCAUGAUCCAGUCAGGAACACAGAGACAUUAAUGGCAGAUUUUGGUGAGACUGCAAUAGGAAGAGUGGCUCCUGUUGAUUCUGGAUUUUGGUGGAUCUUUUUACUUCGAGCAUACACAAAAUCUACUGGUGACUCUUCCUUGGCCGAGAUGCCUGAAUGCCAGAAGGGCAUGCGCCUGAUACUCAGUCUAUGCCUUUCAGAGGGGUUUGACACAUUUCCAACCCUUCUUUGUGCUGAUGGAUGCUCUAUGAUUGAUCGCAGAAUGGGUGUUUAUGGAUACCCAAUAGAAAUUCAAGCACUUUUCUUCAUGGCUUUAAGAUGUGCACUGCUAUUACUCAAGCAAGAUGCAGAAGGGAAAGAAUUCAUGGAACGAAUUGUUAAGCGAUUGCAUGCUUUGAGCUAUCACAUGAGGAGCUACUUCUGGAUUGAUUUAAAGCAACUCAAUGAUAUAUAUCGAUAUAAAACGGAGGAGUACUCUCACACUGCAGUCAACAAGUUCAAUGUCAUACCAGAUUCUCUGCCAGAAUGGAUAUUUGAUUUCAUGCCAAUACACGGUGGCUACUUUAUUGGAAACGUCAGCCCUUCAAACAUGGAUUUUCGUUGGUUUUGCUUGGGAAAUUGCAUUGCAAUUCUGUCGUCCUUAGCAACUCCUGAACAGGCAGCUAAGAUUAUGGACCUUAUUGAAUCACGCUGGGGUGAGCUGGUCGGGGAAAUGCCUCUGAAAGUUUGCUAUCCUGCUAUAGAGGGACACGAGUGGCGUAUUGUAACAGGGUGCGAUCCAAAAAACACCAGAUGGAGCUAUCACAAUGGGGGAUCAUGGCCAGUGCUUUUAUGGCUACUUACAGCAGCGUGCAUCAAGACGGGGAGACCUCAGAUUGCAAGGCGUGCGAUUGAGCUAGCAGAAGCGAAGCUGUCUAAAGAUGGUUGGCCAGAAUACUAUGAUGGAAAGGUUGGUCGGUUUAUUGGGAAGCAGGCUCGUAAAAACCAGACAUGGUCCAUUGCUGGAUACUUGGUGGCAAAGAUGAUGCUUGAAGACCCUUCCCAUUUAGGAAUGGUGGCAAUUGAAGAAGACAAGCAAAUGAAACCUGUGUUGAAAAGAUCACUUUCAUUUUGAUAUAUAUAUAUAUAUAUAUAUAUGUCAGCUAGCUUUGGAUCAAUUAGCUUAAUUAGAUAUUGACAUGUCGUUGGAUAUGGGAAACAAGAAUUUUGUUGCGUGUUACUUACUAUGUUACUGUCUGUCUCAUUUUUUGAUAUCUUAAUCCUUAACAAG
Molecule: messenger RNA, 2062 nt
Organism: Ipomoea triloba (trilobed morning glory)
Lineage: Eukaryota; Viridiplantae; Streptophyta; Magnoliopsida; Solanales; Convolvulaceae
Product: probable alkaline/neutral invertase B
Exons: 5
Coding region: 230-1906 (558 amino acids)
Biological process (GO): sucrose catabolic process
Molecular function (GO): endo-alpha-N-acetylgalactosaminidase activity; sucrose alpha-glucosidase activity
Source: RefSeq, a predicted model, not a curated record